This is a messenger RNA of Rubroshorea leprosula, 704 nucleotides long. The record is from the annotation of a GenBank genome assembly. Lineage: Eukaryota; Viridiplantae; Streptophyta; Magnoliopsida; Malvales; Dipterocarpaceae.
GACUCGGACGAGGAGGAGAACGAUUCUGAGAUUAUUGUUUCAUUUGAUAUGAGCAAUGAGGUCUUCCAGAAGAUAUCAAUGCCGGACGAUUUCCACUCUCCUGAUUUUUACAUUAGUGGUCUGCACAUUCUGAAAGGAUCCCUUUCCCUUGUGCAGUGUCCCUGGUCAGCUUUUCAAGAGAAAUUGUUGAAGGUAUGGGUGAGGAAUGAAUCUGGUGUUAAUGGAGUUUGGACUCAAUUAACAACGGUAAGGUUGUUUCCAAUUGCUAGAACACCAUUGCUGUUUUGGAAGGAUGAUGAUAUUCUUGUGGAGUAUAAUAAUGGGAAGGAUCUGGCGUCAUACAACGUUGGUACACAACACAUUGAUGAUAUUCCCAUUUUUGCAGAGGUUAUAAAUGUAGGUGUGUCUUGUUACAUUUGCUCUGCAGAAACUUAUGUAUGCAGUCUUGUCUCAGUUUGGGGAAAUUAGUUAGCUUUGUGAAGGAAGCUUUAUUUUGAUAAAAGAGGACACAAAUGUGUACAUUCAUUGCAAAAUGUAUUGUAUCUUUUAUGUUGGUGUUAUCUUGUUUUAUAAUUUGAUUUGAUGAUUUAAUACCUUUAGUUAUGUUUUAUAAACAUAUAUUUCAAUCGAGGGUGUGGAGGGAUAUUAUUUUGAUUGGUACUUUGGUACGGAGGGAGCAGGGGUAAGAAAUGUUUAAAGUUCAA